AUUAUCUCAUCGAUCAAUAAACAAAUAAACACUUAGCCCAUACCACCAAGACUGUAUGAAAAGUGUACUGCGUUGAAUCGCAGUGAUCGCAUGCUCUAGGAAUGCAUGCACUGGCUUAGGAAAAAACAGAAUUUAAUUGUAAAUGCUGGACGAAACCGUGAAAUGGGUGGAGGGAUUACGCAACCAGCUGCAAACAGCAUUGGUCAGAGACCGAAUAGUAAUCCAGCAAAUGUUAACAGUGGAAGUAAUCAUUUGAUGCCAGCUGCAGUAAUUAAUAAUCCCAAUGGAGAAGCUGAAGUUACCAGUAUUCCAGACGAUUCGUCCAAUAAACAUUUUCAAAUUAAACGAUGGAAUGCGUGUGCAUGUUGGUCAUGGGAUGUGAUGCAUGACACGUGUGUAAUAUGUCGUAAUGCUCUGAUGAGUUUAUGUAUUCAUUGUCAGGCAAAAGUUGGAACGAAUCCUUUGGAUGAAAGUUGCCUUGUAGCAUGGGGUGCUUGUAAUCAUGCAUAUCAUUUGCACUGUAUUAAGCGCUGGCUGGAAACAAGUCCUCAUCCUCGCUGUCCAUUAGAUAACAGAGAAUGGGAAUUCAGCCAAAUCGGUCAGUGAUGUGUGUUCUAAUCGAAUGAAUGCAAAUUAUUCAACAAUAUGUCAACAUUUGCUUUCUUAAACUUUCUAACUAAAGUGCAAUUAUUUCAUGAAACAGAUAUUUUGCUGAACACACAAACAAAUAAAGUGGGUAACUACUAGAACUUCUUUUUGACU
Messenger RNA from Trichobilharzia regenti, 762 nucleotides. Lineage: Eukaryota; Metazoa; Platyhelminthes; Trematoda; Strigeidida; Schistosomatidae. The record is from the annotation of a GenBank genome assembly.